Messenger RNA from Dioscorea cayenensis subsp. rotundata (Guinea yam), 827 nucleotides. RefSeq names its product protein phosphatase 1 regulatory subunit INH3. The transcript has 2 exons. The record is from RefSeq and is a predicted model, not a curated record. Bases 88 to 456 code for a protein of 122 amino acids. Lineage: Eukaryota; Viridiplantae; Streptophyta; Magnoliopsida; Dioscoreales; Dioscoreaceae. Gene Ontology annotation, molecular function: protein phosphatase 1 binding; protein serine/threonine phosphatase inhibitor activity. Gene Ontology annotation, cellular component: nucleus.
AUCGGUCAACGCGGAUUUAAGCUUUCGAUUGCAUUUCCGGAACAUCCGAAUUCGAGAAUUCUGGCUAACAAUCCGAGAUCGACGCCGAUGGCGAGACCCACGACGUCGCCGGCCGGCACUGCCACCGGAACCCUAACCCUAACCAUUACCGACCCCUCGUCCUCUUCCUCUUCUUCCUCGCAGCAGCCUCCGGCGCAGCGAGAGGAAACCCUAGUUCUUCGUUUGAGGCGGCCGAAGAAGAAGGUCUCGUGGAAGGAGGGCACUGUGGAUAAUGAGUUUCUACAGAAGAAAAGCUCGAAGAAGUGCUGUAUUUUUCACAAGCAGAAGUCAUUUGAUGAGGAUGAUAGUGAUGAGGAGGACAAUGGGGGUCAUGGAUCGAAUGGCGGCGGGGAUAAGGGGUCGGUGGAUGGGGCUGGACCGAGUUCGUGCUGUUCUCAUGGGGCGAGGGAUCAUUAGCGAUGAGGACACCUUGGUUUCGAUUCUUGCAGAGAAUUGUUGACAUUGUUGUUACAGAAUUUAAAAUGGAACUCUACCGACAGAAGUAUUCUCCAGUUGUCAUGUCAAUGCAUUGUCUCUUUUAAAUGACAAUACUUAUUUGUGUGUUUUCUUUUCUUCCAAAGUUUGAAAUGUAUUUGUCUGCAUGUGGUCUCAAUCUACCUUAUCUGGCUUGAUUACUGAGCUUUAAAUUCUUUUUUACUUUUCUAGAUGUUAAAUGCUGUCCGGUCAUGAGGAAUGUAAGAAGAUUCACAUGUUAGCUUGAAAUCUGUAUGUUAUCAACUCUUGUACAAUUUUUAUACCCUGUGUGAUGAUAUCUCUAUUAAGACUUC